GCAGCAUGUUAGAGGAUCGGGCUCCCUCACCUUGUCCCCUUUCCCCACCCACACGGCGCCGCGGCUGACCUCCACCUUGCUGGCUGGCCGCCGUCUCUCUGCCCGCCCAGCUCCAGCCCCCGCCCCCGUCCCCGCCUUGCCUCUCCGCGCUCUCCCUGGCCACCGCGCCGUCCACGCCGACUCGCCCCACGACGACCACCGCGCCGUCGCUCCCCCCUCAUCUUGAAUGCCGGCGUGGUGGCGCGCCACCGGGAGCUGCGCCUCCAGCCACCAAGAUGGUCACCCGGAUCGAUUCACCUCCAGCGAGAAGCCGGGGGGGAUUUCCACUUAGCCGGGAGCGCCACCCACCACGCAGCAGCAGCAGCAGAUGAAUUUCCACUUAGGAUUAGUCGGGCUGGAUUUCAACAAGCCAGUACUCCAAUUUUAUUAAGCCAGUACCCCAAUUUCAAGAUGAUCCAAUAUGCUGAAAAACACCAAGUGGAAAUUGCAUGCUGUUUGACUUAGCAUGCCCGGAUGUUGCCAAGAGGCAAGGAUUGUUCGAAGCAACACCAACACAUUUUAUUCUUCAUGACAUGCACAUACAUCUUUCACUGGAGCGCAUUGCCAGCAUGCCUGAUUACCAAAGCUACUGCAUCACCGUUGCUUCAGUGUGUAGCCUCAUCUCCGAGUACGAUGUGAUCCGCACCUAUUGUUUACUUGAUAUUAUUGGUCACAGGUCUUUGUUUGCUGCUUUCUUGGCAUUGCCGUGGGAUCCUGGACAGCAAACAAAUGCUGGUACCAAAUACCUAGCUAGCAUUGGUAUAACUGCAGCUAUUUGUGUUCGACCUCUCAGUUGUUCAUGGACUUCAGUUGAGUUGAAAGCCUGGUCUCCAUCGUUGCGGCAUGUUCCUGGUCAACAUUACAUGUGGCUGAUGAUUUGGAGGAUAACUGACGAUAGACCUAUUACUGCAUGUUUGGUUAUGCUACAGACCACUGAAUUUUGUUCCAAAGAAGUGAGCUCAUGGAAGAUAUCUGGUUUCAAUAUCAUUAUCAGUAUCCAAGCUGACUACUGGUAUGCGUGCUCUGUUCCUGACAAUACAUAUCUGCAAUCCAUGGCCGAGUGCUCUCCUGCUGAGAUGCUGACUUUGGAUCCAGGUGACAGUGUAUGGAUUCCUGUUGCAUAUGUUGUUGUUACCGAUGGCGUAUGGACCGUCAUGUACUUCUGGGUGUUCCUUGUUCUUCCACGGGCAUUUCAGUUCCUUGCUUAUGUUGCCAUUUGGAGCUCCUGCAGUGUGGAGUUUUGUCAAGGCAAGUUGUCAGGGGAUCCAGGCAUCUGGGCCCUUCUCUAUUUCCUGGGACUUUUCACUCAAGCUGAAGUCAUAGGAAGGAGGAAUGUUGUAGCUCCAACCUAUUACCACGGCCACUGCCUCAACCAUGCUCUGACAACGUCUCUGUCAACCAACACUAUUACCUUGAUGCUUUCUGUGACCAAGUGAACAUCAGCGACGACUACUUUCUUGAGCAAGUCAGCGUUGUUUGCUACCUCAACCUCGCCAAGUUCCGCCUCAACUACGGCACCCACCGGCCACCGCCACCUUGGCGAAGUCAUGAAGCACCAAGUACCAUGGGAUCCCUUUGGUUUCCACAUUGAGUUGGCUUGAGGGCAAGCCGAAAUUUAAGGAAGAGGGAAUGUCAGCGGCCUCACUCUCUGUAGCUGGGCCGUACAGAGGGGUGCCUCUUGGGCCCGGGCCUGCCAGCAAACUACUACUCCCUCCGUCCGAUAAUGUAGGACGUUUUUUGACACCACACUAGUGUCAAAAAACGUCUUACAUUAUGGGACGGAGGGAGUACAUGAGAUGAGUACAAAUAGAACAGAAAGGCAUCUGAAGACGGGGACGAACGGAAGGGCUUCGGCCUCAGCGUGGCGUGGUGUCGUCUUCUCCGCUUUCCCGUUCCUGUACUGCUCGUCUUCCUCCCCUAUCCCCUCCAUGAAUUCCAUUAGUUAGCUUCCAAUUCCUCCAUCAAUGGCUUGCAACCUUUGAAUCAUAGCUGGGUUGUUAACAUUUACGCUGAUUCUUCAGUUCAGUUAAGUUGAGACACCCAAUUCCUCUGUCCCUCAUCUGAAAUCUCUUCUUCAGUUAAGUUGAGACACCCAAUUCACCUGUCCCUCUUCUUAAAUCUCUUCUUCAGUUAAGUUGAGACACCAAAUUCCUCUGUCCCUCAUCUAAAAUCUCUUAUUCAGUCUAGCUUGAGACAGAGUUUUUUGCUUCCCCCGUCCCGCAACGGCAGCCGCAACAUCAGGUUCAACAGUAUCAUCAGUUUCGCAUAAUUUCUUGAAAAAAAAAUCUGUUGCCAUUUCCUCAAUCUGCUUCUUUUCCUGAACCAAGUUCCCCUCUGCAUCUUUUAGUUUCCCUGAUCUUAUUUUUCCUCUGUCGACAUGCGGCUUUUCAUUGAAAAUACAUAUGCUGAUUUGUUCCCCCUCUCUGAUAGUAGUGACUCGAGCGCGUUGGCGCCAUAGCAUCUUCUCUUCUCUGUACAGAUAUAUUCAUCCAACUCAUUUGAGCUCUGAACCAGACUUGUGCCUUAGCUUCUGAGUUCUGAACUCUGAACCAGUUUUUUUUUUCUACUUCAGUUCAGUUAAGUUGGGACACCCAAUUCCUCUGCUCCUCGUCUGAACUUUCUUCUUCAGUUAACUUGACUGUGGAAUAUCACAUUGGAUGUCCAAAGGAACAACAAUGUACUGCGCCGUAUUGACUGUGGGGUAAACUUUUUUUAGGUGUUUCAUUUGGCAAAAGAAAAUAAUAACAUUUUGAAAAAAGGGGGCUCAGUUAAGGAAAGAGGGGACUUUUUUGGCCCUGAACUGAACUGAACGGAAGGAAAGAGGGCUUGCUGAGCCUCCCCUGUUCCUCCCUUCAAAUACCCCCCCUCCCGCCCCAACCAACAAACGCAACGGCCCCAACCAACAAACGCAAUCCCCCUCCCACCGUCGCAAGAUAUCCGAGGCAACUCACCCCGUCCCAAGAAAUUCUAGCCAAGAAACCGGAAGCAAUCUCUGUCCGCCUCCAAUGGCCCAGGAGGCCAAUUGCGACGGCGAGCCUGCGAUGGAGUCGGCCGCCCUCGUCCCCGGGCCGCCGGCUGCCACCCCGCCCCCCUGGACGGACGAGGGGUCUCUCCAGUUGCUGGAGAUCCUGCGCCUCCAUCUCCGGGGUGUCCCGCACUGGAUCAUCCCCCGCUACGUCAUCACCGGGGUGGACCUCUACGAUCGGGAGCCCCAAGAGCUCCUCCGCGCCCACCCCUCCGCCGCCUCGACCGACGGCAAGAAGGCGCUCUACUUCCUCAACCGCGUCCGGGCCAAGGCCAAGAACGAUGGCUGGAAAUGCCGUAUGGCUUCCGGCGGCACAUGGAAGUCCGAGCGUGCGCCGGUGGACAUAUGGGGCGCCUCCCGCAUCGCCGGCACCCACCAGAACCUGUCCUUCAUCAUCAAGGGACCCAAGGGAGAGGACCUGCGCUCCGGCUACAUCGCCCAGGAGUUUGCGCUCGCCGGCCACGCUGGUCGCCUCGCCGGCGGCGACCAGCUCGUGCUGACCAAGGUGUACUUCACCCCGCGGGGAGAAGAGGCCGUCUCCAAGGCCAAGGAACGCGUGAUGGCCAAGGCAAAGCGCAAGAAGACGGCCGCCGCCGCCUCCUCCUCCCGGGCGCCUCUUCCGCCCGCAGCCGCCUCCUCCCCUGCUCCCGGCAAGACGCCGGCUCCCAUUGCCGCCUCCUCGCCGGCUCCCCCCAAGAAGGCGGAUGCCCCUUCGUCCUCAUCGCCGGCGCUCAUCGACCAGGCAGUCUCCGACUCGUCCGCGGGAGGAUCCACCUCAUCCACAAGGUUGCUGCUGUUGGAGGUGGGUGACUCCCCAGUAAGCCAAGCCCAGGACUUCUCGAUCCGGCACAUCCUCAGGGCAGCGGAGCUGGUAGGCUCCUCGCUGCCCUUGAACAAAAGGAAGCCUGUCCCAUUUAGUUGUGAUGGCUUGUUCUUGCUCCAGGAAGGGCCCAGGAAGAAGUUUCCAUCAUCUCCAUAGAAAUCCUAGACAAUGUAGGGGCAGUGAUCCUGGUUACCGAGAAAACUCAUCUGUGAUGUUAAUUCUUGAAUACUUUGAGUUCAUUUCGAUGAAACUAAUGCUAGUUUUGCCUGAUGAAACAAAUUCUUGCUCUUCAUACUGUCUGGAUGCUGGUUUGGUCUUGUUCUUUACGGAGAUCGUUAUAUUUGUCUUGCUGCAUUUUUCCUUUUUCCUGUUGUAAUCACAGCAGACAAGUGGUUCUUGUAGAAAGGAGUUUCUACUCUGGCCUUUUCAUCAUUUUAGAGAAUUUCUUAUCUCUGGUGUAUUGCAGAAGGGCUUGAUGUGGAUAUGUUGAUAUGUAUGUGUCUGAUGCUCUUGCUAACAACUUCUGAUUUGUAUGUCAAGGUGUAAAAUUGCAUGUUUAACAAGCACUCUGCUCUUAUGUAUCAUUUUUGUUUAGCAAGCACUAUCAUUUUUGUUUAACAAGCACUCUGCUCUGAUGCUCUGAUGUAUCAUAGACAUCUAGGGGCAGUUAUCCUGCUUACUGAGAAAACUGAUCAGUGGUGUUAAUUCUUGAAUACUUUGAGUUCAUUUCGAUGAAACUAAUGCUCUUUUUGCCCGAUCAUACAAAAUACUUGUUCUUUAUUACCGUGUUUUCAGACAUAAUUGUUCUUGUUCUUUAUACUGUCUAGUCUUGUUCUUUAUACUUGUUCUUUACGGAGAUUGCUAUAUUUGUGUUGCUGCUUUCUCCUUUGUCCUGCUGUAAUCACAGCACAGACAAGUGGCUCUUGUAUGAGGAUUGACUUUCUACUAUAUCUGGUGUUGAGCAUGAGGACUGACUGAUUUUGCUGGGUCCCCACUGUUGCUUCACUAUCAGUAGUACUUCCUCCGUCCCAUAAUAUAAGAGCGUUUUUGACACUACACUAGUAUAAAAAAUGCUCUUAUAUUAUGGGACGGAGGGAGUAGCUUCUAGUGCAGCAGAAGACACUGGAAAUUCAGUUUCCCCAUUCUGCAUCAGAUUGUUGAAAGGGGUAUUCUAACUGAAAAGGUGGACUGAGGUACAAUUUCUAUUAUUGAUGCAGAGAGGAGGCUCUUGGUAAAUGUUCUACAAGUUGAUGAUAACCAGCAUUUUGUUUUGCUCUCUGAGAGGUUGUUCAUUUCAUUUCUCUAAAUUUGAAGUGUAUAUCUCUAUCCGUUGUUCUCUUCAUACUACAGUUGUGUACCCCUGCGAUUUUUUUAUUUAUAUAAUUAUUUCAAGGAAACAAACACCACCUUUGUUGACCAGUAAGUGAACACCUAAAAGGUUAUGUUUGCUCAUGAUUUUGUGCAGAAAGAAGUUACUUUUUGUAUUUAGAGUUGAACAAAUUAAAUGCUGACACCUAUAGUAUUGUACGAAACAACGUGGUCUCUCCAGCCAUGGACAUGGCUAAAUUAUUAUUUUCCAGUUCUGAACAUCGAGCAAGUAGAUACUCUCAACAUAUGUUACCUGAGAUUAUUAUAAGAGCGAUUUGACAAAAGGUGUUCACGUGAUAAUUUAUAUGCUUGAUUUUCCCUAGAAAGUGUAAGGAUCAUCUCCUUUAAGAAAUUUAAAAUUUCAGUCAAAAUGCAAGUAAUUUCACAUAAAAUUGGAUGAUCUAAAAGCUCAUAAAAAUGAUAAGGAUGAACAGAAGGCCAUUUUUACUUGUAUCGUGUGGUUGACAAAUUUUGUAUGUUUUCCUUUUCUUCCCACUUCCAGAACUUAGCACAGUUUUUACAUAUCUCAGUAAUCAUUGACCAUGUAAUUUAAACAAUUGUCUUCUUUUCCUGUAGUUCAACAUCCCGCUAAUAGAUAUGGUUCACAUUGGAACGGUAGCAAGCAGUUCUUAUUCUUGCUGACACUCUCUAAAUGGAAAGUUGGAACACAUCAUGUAAAUAACAGUGAACUCCCCCCAUUAGAGGUUCUUAUGGUUACAUAACCUGAAUUAAUAUUUAAUAGUGAUAGGAUCCAACAGAAAUGAUUUAGUCAAUGGUGCUCUGAGGACAUGUUUGUCCUGAUUUUGCUCUGUUAUAUAUGGUACGUAAUGUGCCAACCUUGCAUGGAGUUGCUUGACCAUUGGUUUCGUAAAAUUAUUGUCUACAGGAGAACAUUGCCCAUGCUCCUCACAUAUUAUAAAGCUUUCCAACAAAUUAUUGUCUACCUUGUAUGAGGAUUGACUUUCUACUAUAUCUGGUGUUGAGCAUGAGGACUGACUGAUUUUGCUGGGUCCCCACUGUUGCUUCACUAUCAGUAGUAGCUUCUAGUGCAGCAGAGUACAUCGGAAAUUCAGUUUCCCCAUUCUGCAUGAGAUUGUUGAAAGGGAUAUUCUAACUGAAAAGGUGGACUGAAGUACAAUUUCUAUUUUGAUGCAGAGAGGAGGCUCUUGGCAAAUGCACUACAAGUUGAUGAUAACCAGCAUUUUGCUUUGCUCCCUGAGAGGAAGUGUCAAUGUCCCCCCUUCCAGAAAAACAUAGGAGCGCAAAUGACCGCACAUGAGGCAUGCCAACUUCUAAUGGAAGUCAUGCCGGGAAGAGGCGAAUUCCAUGCCAACCAUGCUGUGUGUAUAUGUGAAAGGACCGACUGAACUUCAGUACUCAAAUCGAAUCCUGGUGGUAACUAGCUCGUUGGUGAACUUUGUGGAUCUGCGGAUGGAUCUGACACUGAAUAUGAUCCCACAGGGACAGCGAAAGAGAUGAUCACUGAAGAUGACACUGCUACAGGAGAGGAAUUCCGAAGAUGAUCCAACCGUGGUACAAGAGAUGAUUCUUUGAUCAGACAAGAGGUUUCUGAGCUGGAGUAGAUCCUUAUUAGUUGAGUUAUCUUGCAGCUCGAAGGAAUUAUUUGCAUACAAGUGUUGUACGUUGUAAUCUCCUCUGUUUUAUGAAUUUCGGUGUAAGCAUGAAACUUUACUUCUUACUAUUAUUAUUAUUUUUUGCAGGCAAUUCUUACUACUACUUCGGUACGAGCAAUUUGACAUAAUAGCACGCUUUUCUCUGUACCUUGAUGAAAUAGCACAUCUUUCUUUUUGUUCGAUUCAAUGGCACACUUUUCCUUGGUACAAACUGUCUUUUAUCAAAUUGCUCUAUAUGGUACAGGAUGGACAUGGCGCUAGGUGGGUUAGCUGUGCUAUGUUACGCUCACUGGGUGCAGUAUAGUAAGCUGCGCCCAAGUGGGCCGCCCAAAUAGGGGGUUUUGUCUCUGACUAUUUCUUAAAAUAAAUUGCUGGCUGCUGUUUUAAUUAUAUUUGAGGGUUCGAAAUAAUCUAAAAAUUUAUGAAAACUUCUUCCUGUAGAAAAAAAAUUAUAAACUUUUUUUCAAGCCUCUUUGGAACAAAACAA
Messenger RNA from Triticum aestivum (bread wheat), 7376 nucleotides. RefSeq lists its product as uncharacterized. The coding region runs from base 3045 to 4043 and encodes 332 amino acids. The transcript has 6 exons. NCBI's taxonomy places the organism in Eukaryota, Viridiplantae, Streptophyta, Magnoliopsida, Poales, Poaceae. The record is from RefSeq and is a predicted model, not a curated record. Gene Ontology annotation, biological process: regulation of DNA-templated transcription. Gene Ontology annotation, molecular function: DNA binding.